Thalassophryne amazonica is the source of this 1259-nucleotide messenger RNA. RefSeq names its product regulator of nonsense transcripts 3B-like. Gene Ontology annotation, cellular component: nucleolus; cytoplasm. Gene Ontology annotation, biological process: nuclear-transcribed mRNA catabolic process, nonsense-mediated decay; positive regulation of translation. Gene Ontology annotation, molecular function: mRNA binding. NCBI's taxonomy places the organism in Eukaryota, Metazoa, Chordata, Actinopteri, Batrachoidiformes, Batrachoididae. The record is from RefSeq and is a predicted model, not a curated record.
AAACAAGUGUGGAAGAAAAUGAGAUGAAAUUAAUCCGCGCGGAAAACUAGCAUUUCAGCUAUGAAGGAAGAUAAGGAAAACACUCGACCGAAGGAGAAAAGGAUGGAAAUAAAAUGUGAAGAUGGAGAUAAGUCGGAAAAGUGCAAGGAAAAGAAAGAGGCCAUGACAAAGAUUGUGAUCAGACGUUUACCCCCCAGUCUAACCAAAGAAGAGCUGGAGGAGCAGCUACAGCCGCUUCCGGAAGUGGACUACCUGGAGUUUUUCUCCAACGACACCAGCCUUUAUCCCCAUCUCUUCGCAAGGGCUUACAUUAAUUUUAAAAAGCAGGAGGAUAUCGUUCUCUUCAGAGAUCGAUUUGAUGGAUACGUAUUCAUUGACAACAGAGGACAGGAAUAUCCUGCUAUUGUUGAAUUUGCGCCUUUUCAAAAGACUGCCAAGAAAAGAACUAAGAAAAAGGAUGCAAAAUGCGGCACAAUUACUGAAGAUCCUGAUUACAAAAAGUUCCUGGAAUAUUAUAAUGGAGAUGAAGAAAAAAUGGCCUCAACACCCGAGACAAUGUUAGAAGAGAUUGAGGCAAAAUCUAAGGAAUUUGUAGCCAAAAGAACAACUCCUCUGCUGGACUUCCUGAAGAAUAAGCAGAGAAUUAGGGAAGAAAAGAAAGAAGAGAGAAGAAGGGAGUUGGAGCGGAAGCGUCUGCGCGAUGAGGAGCGUCGCAAGUGGAGGGAGGAGGAACGACGCAAGCGUAAAGAGGCAGAGAGGCUGAAGAGACUUGAGAAGCCGCUGGAGAAAGAGAAGGACCAGGCUAAAGAAAACCAAAAAUUAAGCUUCUUAGGAAGCCAGACAGGGCUGAAGAUGCUGACUGUGAGAAACCCAAGGAAAAGGCCAAGAAACCAAAUAAAGACGAGAGGUCCGUGGGCGGUGCUGACCUGAAGAGGCGUCAGAACAAUGAAAAUAAGGAUGAUCGAGGGCGGAGACCGGAUGAAGACGGGCGGAAGGAUUUCCGAGAUCGCGACGGUGAUCGCGACAGGGAGCGGGAAAAGGAGCGACGGCAGAGAGAGAAGGAGCGCCUCAGGCGACAGGAUGAAAGAUCGGCGAAGAAGGAGAGAGCGCAGGAUGGAGAGAUGCCUGUAGGAAGCGGGAGGAGGAAGUGAAAAAAGAAAAGGAGCGAGUUUUGGAGAAAAAAAAGCAGAAAGCGCAGCCAACUCUGCUCACAGUGAGAAGACGGAGAAGCCCGCAAAAGAGAAAAAGGAGGAGAGCUU